This is a messenger RNA of Odobenus rosmarus divergens (Pacific walrus), 3818 nucleotides long. RefSeq names its product prickle homolog 1 (Drosophila) (gene PRICKLE1). Bases 336 to 2834 code for a protein of 832 amino acids. The record is from RefSeq and is a predicted model, not a curated record. NCBI's taxonomy places the organism in Eukaryota, Metazoa, Chordata, Mammalia, Carnivora, Odobenidae. The transcript has 8 exons. Gene Ontology annotation, molecular function: zinc ion binding.
GCGCGGCGCUCGGGAGUCGGAGCGCACUCUGCCUGCAGACCGCUGUGAGCGCCGCCUCCCGCGGCCGCCGCCGCCCGACAGCGCGCCCCGGAACAUGCCAGCCUCGCACCGCCUGCGCUGACUUCCCCGAGGGGCGCCGCGGCCGGCACGGCGACUUGCCGGGCUCUCGAUGCUCGGCUUGCUGCCCGCCCUCGCCCACCCUUGACGCCGCGGACCGCAGCUCCGCAGACGUGCCGCGGCGCGGAGGACCGUCCAGCCGAGUUCUCUCUCCCUCGCGCGGGCAGCCAUUGUUUGAUGUCCUGUGACUGAGAAACCAGCCUUUUCACUUUCUUACUAUGCCUUUGGAGAUGGAGCCCAAAAUGAGCAAACUCGCCUUUGGGUGCCAGAGGAGCUCCACGUCAGAUGACGACUCAGGCUGCGCGUUGGAAGAGUAUGCCUGGGUACCCCCAGGCCUUCGACCCGAGCAGAUCCAGCUCUAUUUCGCUUGCUUACCAGAGGAAAAGGUUCCUUAUGUUAACAGCCCUGGAGAGAAACAUCGAAUUAAACAGCUAUUGUACCAGUUGCCACCACAUGAUAAUGAGGUGCGGUACUGCCAGUCUCUGAGCGAAGAGGAGAAGAAAGAACUGCAGGUGUUCAGUGCCCAGCGGAAGAAAGAAGCUCUUGGAAGAGGAGCGAUCAAGCUUUUGUCCCGAGCAGCGAUGCAUGCCGUGUGCGAGCAGUGUGGGUUGAAGAUAAAUGGAGGUGAAAUUGCAGUGUUUGCCUCCCGUGCGGGCCCUGGAGUGUGUUGGCACCCUUCCUGUUUUGUCUGCUUCACCUGUAACGAGCUGCUGGUCGACCUCAUCUAUUUUUAUCAGGAUGGAAAAAUUCACUGUGGCAGGCACCAUGCUGAACUGCUGAAACCACGGUGUUCAGCAUGUGAUGAGAUCAUUUUUGCUGAUGAGUGCACAGAAGCCGAGGGUCGCCACUGGCACAUGAAGCACUUCUGCUGCCUUGAGUGUGAGACAGCCCUGGGAGGACAGAGGUACAUCAUGAAGGAUGGCCGCCCGUUCUGCUGCAGCUGUUUUGAGUCCCUGUACGCGGAGUACUGUGAAGCCUGUGGGGAGCAUAUCGGGGUUGACCAUGCCCAGAUGACGUACGAUGGGCAGCACUGGCACGCCACAGAAGCCUGCUUUUCUUGUGCCCAGUGUAAAGCUUCUUUGUUGGGGUGUCCCUUCCUUCCCAAACAAGGCCAGAUUUAUUGCUCAAAAACAUGCAGCCUUGGUGAAGACGUCCACGCCUCUGAUUCUUCCGACUCUGCGUUUCAGUCCGCUCGAUCCAGAGACUCUAGAAGAAGUGUCCGGAUGGGCAAAAGCAGUCGGUCAGCCGAUCAGUGUAGACAGUCUCUUCUCUUGUCCCCUGCUCUGAACUACAAGUUUCCUGGCCUGUCAGGCAAUGCUGAUGACACCCUUUCUCGGAAGUUGGAUGAUCUGAGUCUCUCCAGGCAGGGAGCAAGUUUUGUCAGUGAAGAAUUUUGGAAAGGCAGAGUGGAGCACGAAACCCCAGAAGAGCCUGAAGAAUGGGCUGAGCAUGAAGAUUAUAUGACGCAGCUCCUCCUCAAGUUUGGUGAUAAAAGCCUCUUUCAGCAGCAGCCCAAUGAGAUAGAUAUUCGAGCCAGUGAGCAUUGGAUAUCUGAUAACAUGGUUAAAAAUAAGACCGAGUUAAAGCAAAAUAACCAGAGCCUUGCAAGUAAAAAAUACCAAUCUGAUAUGUAUUGGGCACAGUCCCAAGAUGGACUGGGUGAUUCUGCUUAUGGCAGCCACCCAGGCCCUGCAAGCAGUAGAAGGCUCCAGGAGUUAGAUCUGGACCAUGGGGCUGCAGGAUAUAACCAUGAUCAAACACAGUGGUAUGAAGAUUCCCUGGAGUGUUUGUCAGACUUGAAACCAGAGCAAAGUGUUCGAGAUUCUAUGGAUUCUUUGGCUUUAUCUAAUAUCACAGGGGCUUCAGUGGAUGGAGAAAGCAAGCCGAGACCCUCGUUGUAUUCCCUGCAAAACUUUGAGGAGAUGGAGGGAGAGGAUUGUGAGAAAAUGAGCAAUAUGGGGACUUUGAACUCUUCCAUGCUGCACAGGAGUGCAGAGUCCUUGAAGAGUCUAAGUUCAGAGUUGUGUCCAGAAAAAAUCAGGCCUGAGGAGAAACCGGUGCAUCUGCCUGUGCUUCGAAGAUCCAAGUCUCAGUCCAGACCACAGCAGGUCAAGUUUUCGGAUGAUGUCAUCGACAACGGAAACUAUGACAACAUCGAAAUCCGGCAGCCUCCGAUGAGUGAGAGGACUCGAAGACGGGUCUACCAUUUCGAAGAGAGGGGAUCCAGGUCUCAUCACCAUCGCCGCAGGAGAAGUAGGAAGUCCCGCUCUGACAAUGCUCUGAAUCUUGUUGCAGAAAGAAAAUACUCUCCCAAGGAUAGGCUGCGGCUUUACACCCCUGAUAACUACGAGAAAUUUAUACAGAAUAAAAGUGCCCGGGAGAUCCAAGCAUACAUCCAGAAUGCUGAUCUGUACGGACGGUAUGCCCAUGCCACCUCCGAUUACGCUCUCCAGAACCCGGGAGGGCCUAGGUUUCUGGGACUCUACGGUGAGGACGAUGAUUCUUGGUGUUCCUCCACCUCCUCCUCCUCUGACUCCGAAGAAGAAGGAUAUUUUCUUGGACAACCAAUUCCUCAACCCCGGCCCCAGAGAUACGCCUACUACACAGAUGACCUUUCGAGCCCAACUUCUGUACUCCCCAGUCCUCAGUUUGGUCAGAGGACAACUAAAGCCAAGAAGAAAAAGGGACCCAAGGGCAAAAACUGUAUUAUUUCUUAAUCUAGUAGCUGUGGAGAUCAUGUUUAAACUUUGCCAUUAACCAUCUUGAAGCAUAUCUUUUUUCUUCCGUAGGAAAGUUGCUAAAAUAGUUUAAAGUGCUUUAGCCAUGUAAAUGAGACCCCUGCUGCUGUUUACAGUGUCAGAUUAACAUUGGGAAGGUGUGAUUUCUCCAGUUUGCCCUCCUUGGAUGGUGCCAGUUUGAUGUGACAUCUUGUGCCUGCCAGGUGCAUUACAGUUCUAUGUAGCGGCUUUGGUCUCCAAUCCUCAAGAGAAUCCUCAAGAAACUGUCACGAGGUGAUUGGACAGGGGGGUUGAUUUUAGACAAUGGAGAACUUCCGCCACCUUUGUAAAGCGAUAGUGUUUGUCGUUUGUCUACACCAGGUUGGCCCAGGUCCUGAUCAGUCUGUCUUGUUAUGCGGCAUGCACGUAGUCACACUGACCCAGCCAAUUCUGUGCAUCCCAUUGUACGAGACCACCUCGUCCCCUUUCAGUUAGCCAGGUAAACAGUGCAUUGUAUUAGCUCCAGCUACAGAUUGAAAAAGACAUUGCUAUUUAUAAUGUAGUAUUUCAUAGACUUAAGUGUAUUCCUAAUUUAACGGUGCAAAUAUUAAUGUACAUAUGUACAGUUCAGAUUUUAAAGCUGAUAUUUUUAUAUCCCUGAAUUGCAAGACGUUUGUUACACUGCAGUGCUAGAUUUGUUGGGGAACCAGAAACAGCAUUUAUGGAUGAAAUGAUUGCUUGUAUUUUAGUCAGGGUUUAUAAGCUUAGAUGGUCAAAUUUAUAUUGCCUAGUGAUGGAAAGCUUAAAUUUUUUGAUUUUUCAAUAUUAAAAAGGCUCUGUAUGCAUGGUGGGGCUAUGUAAAUACUCUUUAAAACUAUGGCCCUAUUAAUCUUACGAGUGCUAUUUAUGGGUCAAGCAAUGUAAACUGUAUAAAUGUAAAAACAAACCCAUACAUAUCCCUGGAAUAUAUGGUAAAAACAAGUA